Messenger RNA from Sarcophilus harrisii (Tasmanian devil), 10660 nucleotides. It is a transcript of the gene MED12L, whose product is annotated as mediator complex subunit 12L. NCBI's taxonomy places the organism in Eukaryota, Metazoa, Chordata, Mammalia, Dasyuromorphia, Dasyuridae. Gene Ontology annotation, cellular component: mediator complex. Gene Ontology annotation, biological process: regulation of transcription by RNA polymerase II. Gene Ontology annotation, molecular function: transcription coactivator activity; beta-catenin binding. The coding region runs from base 487 to 7212 and encodes 2241 amino acids. The transcript has 48 exons. The record is from RefSeq and is a predicted model, not a curated record.
UAGCAGCCGGGGAGCUGGGCAUGCUCAGUAAGCCCGGGCUGCUUUUGGGGCGCAAGCCGGCCGCUUUGGCUCCGCACGGGGCCGUGGGGGGGAGGGAGCCGUCGGCUGCGCGGGGGCACUGCCCGCUGCCACCCCGCCUGCAGCUUCUAGGCGAUGGGCAAAGUUUCCGGCGUCUCGCACGCACCGAGCGAGCGCCCGGGGUCCAGCGGGGGUGCUGCAAUGGUGGCUGCGGCAGUCGGGGGGCCGCCGCCACGGCCACGGCCACUGGUCCCUUCCCUGUAGCCGGUGACCAACAGGCAGCGGCAGCGGCGGCGGCAGCAGCAUCCAACCUGCUCAUUCCUGCAGCGAGAGGGAGAGAGAGCGAGCGAGAGGAGGAGAGGGAGGGAGAGAGGAGGGAGUCUGUCUGCAAAGUGCUGCUCCCUGGUGCUCAGAGGCGGCUGCUCCAUCUCCAACUCUCAUUCAUUUCUCCGGUUAACAUGAGAGAUCAUGGCCGCCUUCGGGCUUCUCAGUUAUGAGCAGAGACCUCUGAAACGACCCCGACUAGGGCCGCCUGACGUCUACCCCCAGGACCCAAAGCAGAAGGAGGAUGAACUCACUGCAGUGAAUGUAAAGCAAGGCUUCAAUAAUCAACCUGCUUUCUCUGGUGAUGAGCAUGGCUCUGCUAAGAAUAUUGUCAUUAACCCAUCCAAGAUUGGAGCUUAUUUUAGCAGCAUAUUAGCAGAGAAAUUGAAGCUAAAUACUUUCCAGGACACAGGAAAGAAGAAGCCACAAGUUAAUGCUAAAGAUAAUUAUUGGCUGGUGACUGCUCGAUCCCAGAGUGCAAUUCACAAUUGGUUCUCAGAUUUAGCAGGAAAUAAACCACUUGCUAACUUAGCAAAAAAGGAGCUGCUUACCCUGGCCAAAUCAGGUGUUGUUCAGGUUCCUAUCCUCAGCAAAAAAGAGGAUGUUUUUGCAUAUUUAGCAAAAUAUUCAGUGCCAUUGCUUCGAGCAGCAUGGCUGAUCAAGAUGACGUGUGCCUACUAUUCUGCUAUUUCUGAGGCUAAGAUUAAGAAACGUCAGGCAACUGAUCCAAAUAUGGAAUGGACCCAAAUCUCCACCAGAUACCUUCGAGAACAAUUGGCAAAGAUUGCUGAUUUUUAUCACUUGGCCUCAGCUCCAGGCAAUGGCUCCAUGGUUAUGCCUCAAGAUGUGGAACAAGCAUUGAAACAGUGGGAGUACAAUGAAAAACUGGCAUUCUAUAUGUUCCAGGAAGGAAUGCUUGAACGGCAUGAAUACUUGACCUGGAUCCUAGAUGUCCUGGAAAAAAUCAGACCAGUGGAUGAUGAUCUUCUGAAACUACUACUACCACUAAUGCUGCAGUAUUCAGAAGAGUUUGUUCAGUCAGCUUAUCUGUCCCGCCGUCUCGCUUACUUCUGUGCCCGGCGCCUCUCUCUCCUGCUGAACGACAGUCCUAAUCUCUUAGCUGCACACUCACCUCACAUGAUGAUCGGCCCAAACAAUCCAGGUCUGUCAGCAUCAAGCCCUGCUGCCCCUGGGCCAGUAAUGAGCCCAGUGCAGCUGUCCGGAUCGGACUUACUGUCCUGCCCACAGCAUCGUCCGCUGGUUUAUGGACUUAGUUGCAUGCUGCAGACUGUAACUCUUUGUUGCCCAAGUGCCUUGGUGUGGAAUUAUUCCACAAAUGAAAAUAAAAGCGUUAACCCGGGCUCUCCUCUGGAUUUACUUCAAGUUGCUCCUUCCAGUUUGCCUAUGCCAGGUGGAAAUUCAGCAUUUAAUCAACAGGUUCGGGCAAAGAUCUAUGAGGUGGAGCAGCAGAUAAAGCGUCGGGGCCGGGCCGUAGAGGUUCGAUGGUCUUUUGACAAAUGCCAAGAAUCAACAGCAGGGGUCACUAUCAGUAGGGUCUUGCACACUCUGGAAGUCUUAGAUCGCCAUUGUUUUGACAGAUCUGAUUCCAGCAAUUCAAUGGAGACACUUUAUCACAAAAUUUUCUGGGCCACCCAGAACAAGGACAACCAAGAGGUGGCUCCAAAUGAUGAAGCUGUGGUGACUCUGCUGUGUGAGUGGGCUGUGAGCUGUAAAAGGUCUGGGAAACAUCGAGCCAUGGCCGUAGCCAAGCUUUUGGAGAAGAGGCAGGCUGAAAUUGAGGCAGAACGUUGUGGUGAAUCAGAAGUUUUAGAUGAGAAGGAAUCUCUUUCUUCAGCCUCUCUUGCUGGGUCCAGCCUGCCUGUAUUUCAGAAUGUCCUACUUAGAUUUUUAGACACCCAAGCUCCCUCACUGUCUGACCCAAAUAGUGAAUAUGAAAAGAUAGAAUUCGUGAAUCUGGUGCUGCUAUUUUGUGAGUUUAUCCGGCAUGAUGUUUUCUCCCAUGACGCAUACAUGUGCACGUUGAUAUCUCGAGGGGACUUGUCCCUUAGUGCCACGACUCGGCCGCGGUCUCCACCUGGGGAAAAUCUGGAUGAACAUUAUUCAAAAGACAACGAUGUGAAAUUAGAGGAACAUAACAUUAUGGAACAUAUGGGCAUUGACUCAGGAACCGCUAAUAUUUUUGAUGACGUAGACAAGAGUGACUUUAAAACUGACUUUGGUUCAGAAUUUCCAAUUUUUUCUCCUAUGCCUGGAGAGUCCUGUGAGAAUGCCAACUCAUCUUUAGACCGAAGAAUUUCAGUGAAUAGUGAGAAGAUGGUGAAAAGAGAAAAACAGAGGGAAUUAAUAUUCCCAUCCAAUUAUGACCUCCUCCGGCACCUGCAAUACGCCACACAUUUCCCUAUACCUCUGGAUGAAUCUUCAAGUCAUGAAUGUAACCAGCGUACGAUUCUGCUCUAUGGGGUUGGGAAAGAGCGUGAUGAGGCAAGACAUCAGCUGAAGAAAAUUACUAGAGAUAUCCUGAAAAUCCUUAACAAGAAGAGCACGCCUGAAUGUGGGGUUGAAGAUGAAGGACAAAAAGCCAGGAAAAGCAAACAAGAGACCUUUCCUACGCUGGAGACUGUAUUUACGAAACUACAACUCCUCUCGUAUUUUGACCAACAUCAAGUCACAUCUCAGAUCUCUAGCAAUGUACUAGAACAGAUAACCAGCUUUGCUUCAGGAACAUCCUACCAUCUUCCCUUGGCACAUCACAUUCAACUCAUCUUUGAUCUUAUGGAGCCAGCCUUGAACAUCAAUGGGCUAAUUGACUUUGCAAUACAGCUUCUCAAUGAGUUGAGUGUGGUCGAGGCAGAAUUGCUUCUGAAAUCCUCCAGUUUGGCAGGAAGCUACACAACAGGCUUAUGUGUGUGCAUUGUGGCUGUGCUGAGGCGCUACCAUGCCUGUCUCAUCCUGAAUCCAGACCAGACUGCCCAAGUGUUUGAAGGAUUGUGUGGUGUUGUUAAGCAUGUGGUCAACCCGUCAGAAUGUUCCUCUCCCGAAAGAUGCAUCUUAGCCUACCUCUAUGAUCUUUACGUGUCAUGUAGCCAUCUAAGAAGUAAAUUCGGAGACCUCUUCAGUAGUGCCUGUUCAAAAGUAAAGCAGACCAUCUACAGCAAUGUGCAGCCUUCAAAUUCCAACUUAUUAUGGGACCCCGAGUUCAUGUUGGAUUUCAUCGAGAAUCCUUCUGCUCAUAAUGUCAAUUAUUCCAUGCUGGGCAAAAUACUCAGUGACAAUGCAGCUAACCGCUAUAGCUUUGUGUGUAAUGCACUCAUGAAUGUAUGUAUGGGGCAUCAGGAUGCAGAGAGAAUUAAUGACAUUGCCAACCUUUGUGCUGAGUUGACGGCUUGCUGUACUGUGCUCAGCUCAGAGUGGUUAGGCGUCCUCAAAGCCCUUUGCUGCUCUUCCAAUCAUGUUUGGGGUUUCAAUGAUCUCCUUUGCAGUGUGGAUGUCAGUGACCUCUCAUUCCAUGAUUCACUGGCCACCUUCAUUGCUAUUCUGAUAGCCCGGCAAUGUUUUUCCCUGGAGGAUGUUGUCCAGCAUGUGGCACUUCCUUCACUGCUUGCAGCAGCUUGUGGAGAUCCAGAUGCUGAGCCUGGAGCAAGAAUGACAUGCCGACUUUUGCUUCAUCUUUUCCGAACCCCGCAGGUCUGUUUGUUACCUCAAGCGACAGGGAAGCCUUUCCCUGGAAUUCGUUCUUCUUGUGAUCGUCACCUUUUAGCUGCUGCUCACAACAGCAUAGAAGUGGGAGCUGUCUUUGCUGUCUUAAAAGCAAUUCUCAUGCUUGGAGAUGCUGAAAUUGGUAGCAACAGUAACGCUAACGCCUUAAAAAGUGAGGACUUCACUAUGAGGGGCUUACUUGACGACAUGAAUGAUGAGGAUAUUUGGAGUGCCUCACAAUCCAUGAAACCGUGUGGGAAAGUGGUUUCCAUAGAAACCGCCAGUUUGAGCGAAUAUGCUCGCUACGUCCUACGAACGAUCUGCCAGCAGGAAUGGGUUGGAGAACAUUGUUUGAAAGAGCCUGAGAGAUUGUGUACGGACAAGGACCUUAUACUGGACCCUGUUCUUUCACACAAACAAGCGCAGAAAUUGCUACAGCUGAUCUGUUAUCCUCAUGGCAUCAAAGAAUGUACAGAGGGUGAUGAUGUCCAAAGACAACAUAUUAAGCGCAUCCUUCAGAAUCUAGACCAAUGGACUCUCAGACAGUCCUGGCUGGAACUCCAGUUAAUGAUCAAACAAUGCAUGAAGGAGCCUGGUUCUGGGUCUGUGGCUGAAAUGAACUGCUUGUUGGAUAAUAUUGCAAAGACGACAAUAGAAGUGUUUCAACAAUCCGCUGACUUAAACAAUAACUCUUCUAACUCUGGUAUAGGCCUCUUCAAUCCAAAUGCUAUUGGAAAUGGCGACACAAGUAACACAAGGCAGAAUGGUAAAAAGGCAUUCUUAAGUUCUUCUGAACGCAGGGGUGUGUGGCUGGUAGCACCCCUCAUUGCAAAGCUGCCCACUUCCGUUCAAGGUAGGGUGCUAAAAGCUGCUGGGGAAGAACUGGAGAAAGGACAGCACUUGGGAUCUUCCUCAAAGAAGGAAAGAGAUAGACAAAAGCAAAAAAGUAUGUCUCUCUUAAGUCAGCAACCUUUCCUCUCAUUGGUACUUACCUGCCUUAAAGGACAAGAUGAGCAACGAGAAGGACUGCUAACAUCCCUGCAAAACCAAGUUAAUCAGAUUUUAAGCAACUGGAGAGAAGAACGUUACCAGGAUGAUAUUAAAGCAAGGCAAAUGAUGCACGAGGCGUUACAACUCCGUCUUAAUUUGGUAGGAGGAAUGUUUGACACUGUGCAAAGAAGUACCCAGUGGACCACAGACUGGGCACUUCUGCUCCUUCAGAUAAUUACAUCAGGAACUGUUGACAUGCAGACUAACAAUGAAUUGUUCACCACAGUUCUUGACAUGCUGGGUGUCCUGAUCAAUGGAACCUUAGCCUCUGACCUGUCAAGCUCCUCUCAGGGUGGAGCUGAAGAAAACAAAAGGGCCUACAUGAAUCUCGUGAAGAAAUUAAAAAAAGAGCUUGGUGACAAGCGGUCAGAGAGUAUCGACAAAGUUCGCCAGCUGCUGCCUUUGCCCAAGCAGACCUGUGAUGUCAUCACUUGUGAGCCGAUGGGAUCCUUGAUUGACACAAAAGGCAACAAAAUCGCAGGAUUUGACUCCAUAGAUAAGAAACAGGCAAGAGGUCUCCAAGUGUCCACGAAACAGAAAGUAUCCCCAUGGGACUUAUUUGAGGGUCACAAAAAUCCAGCUCCACUCUCCUGGGCCUGGUUUGGGACUGUUCGAGUGGACAGAAAAGUGAUCAAGUAUGAGGAACAGCAUCAUCUUCUCCUCUACCACACCCACCCUACCCCCAAACCCCGAAGCUACUACCUCGAGCCUCUCCCUCUGCCUCCUGAGGAGGAAGAUGAAGAGCCAGCCACACCAGUCUCUCAGGAACCAGAAAGGAAAUCAGCUGAGCUGUCAGAUCAGGGAAAAACUACAGCCGAUGAGGAGAAGAAAACAAAGGGAAGGAAGCGAAAGACAAAAUCAAAUUCAAGAGUUGAUGAAUAUCCACAGAACAACAUAUAUCGAGUGCCUCCCAACUACUCACCAAUUUCCUCACAAAUGAUGCACCACCCUCAGUCGGCUUUGUGGGGCUAUAACAUCAUGGGACAACCGCAACAGCCCGGCUUCUUCCUGCAGAAUCAGUCACUUGCACCAGGUGGCUCCAGACUGGAUCCCACGGGUUCAUUUGUCCCCACCAACACAAAGCAAGCCCUCUCAAACAUGUUGCAGAGGCGUUCGGGUACCAUGAUGCAACCUCCCUCCAUCCAUGCAAUCACAUCCCAGCAGCAGCUGAUUCAGAUGAAACUCAUGCAGCAGCAGCAACAGCAGCAGCAGCAGCAACAGCGACUCCUCAGACAGCAAGCCCAGACAAGACCUUUCCAGCAGGACUUCUGUAACUCUGCCGUGCCCCUUCAGGAUGGCUUUGACAACAUAAUGGGUCAGCCCCUAGACCAGGCUGCCAUUUUUCCUCCACAAGUACGACCAUCGUCCCAACUUCCUCAGUAUUCAGGGUUGCAACAGGCACAGGCAAUGCCUCAUGGAUAUACCAUGUAUAGUACUCAGAUGCCUCUCCAACCACAGCAACAGGCUGGUGGGGUGGUCCUCUCCCCCGGCUACAAUCCGAGAACAUAUCCAGCCACACAUUCCAACCCAGCACUGAUGGAGAGGCUCCGGCAGAUGCAGCAGCAACCGCCAAGUGGGUACAUCCAGCAGCAGGCCGCCGCCGCCGCCGCCUACCUUCAGCCCCUGCCAGGAUCUCAAAGACUUACCCAUCAACCUUUACAACAAAGUCCUUUGGUUGGCGGGGGACUGGAUGCCGUAUUGACCACUGCACCCCAUCCAAACCUCAAUUCUGUGCCAUUGCCUCAAGACCAGAUGAGACAGAGACAGCAGCAAAUCAGACAACAGAGGCUCCUUCAGUUACAGCAGCAACAGCAGCAGCAGCCCCAACAGCAGCAACAGCAGCAGCAGCCGCAACAACAGCAACAGCAGCAGCAGCAGCCCCAACAACAGCAGCAGCAGCAGCAGCAACAGCAGCAGCCUCAAGGUCAGCAGACACUGGGACUCCAACCAAUGCAGCCACAGCAACCUUUGAUGAGGACACUGAGACUCAGAAAGAUAGAGGCCCAGGGCCACACAGCUAUUCCCCAGGCAAGGCUUACAACAAACACAGCAGCAACAGCAGACUGCAGCAUUAGUCCGCCAACUCCAGAAGCAGCUUUCUAGUAACCAGCCGCAACAAGGAGUAACUCCAUAUGGGCAUCCUUCACACUUUUGAAACGUGGCCGAAGAAAUGAUACCUAGUUUGAUGUUUGCACUGAAGAAUAGCAAAUCAAAUCCAAUGCACUAGUUAUUCUUAUAAAUUUUCAUUUUUUUUCUAUGGUUUAUUUUUGCCUCAAUUUUUUUUUUUUUUUUUUUUUUUUUUUUUUUUUUGGUACUACACCUAAUGAAGCUUUAACAAAAAGCAGAAAGACGCUUUUGUUUGGGUUUGUUGCAUUCAGCUUUAAAAUCAUUUCCUGAGUUUGCUUCAUCUGGGCAAACUUCCAAGAAGAGUUCUGUGGGGAAGCAUUUGAAAUUGGUGCUUUUCUGAAUCUUCGCAUUUCAAAAAGAAUGAAGAAUCCUGGAUCUUACCUUUUUAUUUAUUAGUAGCAAAGCAUUUUGGGAGGAGCUGCGCUGGACCAAAUUGCUCAGUUGAAAGGCGGGACAGAUUUUGAGAUGCAGGUUGACUUGCUCAUUAAGUGCUCACCUCUCACAUCCUUUAACAGUGAAAAGGACAUUUCUAUUCAUUUUAAAUGUUUGUAAUUUCAUAAGCACUUUAUAAACUUUUGUUGUUGUUGUUGUGAUUCAAUGACAGAAUUUUGUUCACUCACUUUCCUUGUGGUCAGAAGGUGCUGAAAACAGUUUCUUGCUUAUAUUUAAAUUUCCUAGGAGUUACGAUAAAGCUGCAAGCUGAGGUUCUUAAACCUCAUUAGCGGUAACUGUGUUCUAAAAUUGCUUUCAAGUGGGAAUCUCCAUGACAAGGGGAUUUUAGAGAUGGACAGAGUAUCAUUUCCAAAGGCCUGGAUUUACCACAAUGGAAUCACUAUUAUUUCAUGCGUGAGCCGGCAAGAUGACUGGCUAAGUUCUUUCCUAAAUUUACCAGCUUAACAAAAGUCCCCUGUCCCCAUCCUAGGCAAGUUCUUCAGAGCUGUUCUGAAGCUUUGUAGUGCUCAGCCGUGGCACAGUUUCCCCAGAAUCUGGCCCUAAGGCCCCCAAAGCUAUCCCUCUCAUAAGAUAUACUUAGCUGUUUUGUUUCGUUUUGGUUUUUUGUAUGGUAAGUAUUUGCUCUUUUGAACUUAAUUAUUAUCGUUAGUGUCAGUCCUGGUUGUGUAUUGCCUAUACUGUAUUUAUAAAUCGGUGCAAAAAAAGCACAAGUAAAUUAUACAUGAGAUUUAUUAUAGAGAAAUAAUAACUAUUUUAACUUUGUUCAAGUAUGUGGUAAUUUGCUCAUAUUAGAGUAAAAAUUACGGUAAAUGAUUAUCAGUUUGUGUAACUUAAGAGUAUUCCAUAUGAUAUUUUUUUAGAAUUAGAUGCACAAAUUUUGAAUGUGAAAAUUGCAGGGCAUUUUAAAAACAUAUGGGGAUAUUUUCCCUGGUCUGUAUUCAUUCUUUUUUUUUUUUCCCUUUUGCUAUAUGAUUUUACAUGUACAAUAAUCAAACAUACUGUGAAUAGAUGUCUAUACUGAGCAAACUGCAUAGAGCGGCAUUUUCCCAUGAAUGCCCCUAAUUCCACAGUAGGUGGUGAUUUUGUUUUAAAAUGCAUUCUCUAGGUGAUUUGUAUUUUAUGUGUGAGUGACUCAUUGCACAUUUUGACAAAUGCAAAUAACCUCCGAUUCACAUCUGCUUACUUUUGCCGUGGUAACAUUCAUGUGGACUGCUUUGUACACUGUGAAAUCCUCCAUUCCAGCCUGCGUAUUCUCAGUUGACUCCGGGCUGGGGGGAAGACUUUGCCAAAACAUUGAGACCAUUGUCAUCCUUGAAUUAACAGUCUGUCUUUCUUUUCAGAACAUCUGUCUAUAAAAUUCAGUUUUUAGUUUUGAGAAUCAUCCUUAAUGUUAGUGAAGCUCUUCAAUUAAUCUCUACUUGUUAUUCAAAUAACAUCACCACGUUGACAAAACGACUAGAAUGUGACUCUCAUGCGUAGUUAGUUAUGUUUCUUUUUUCAUUCCCUCUGCCCUUUGAAAUCACUGGCAUUAAAAAUGCCAUUCUUAGGUGUUUGGGGAUAUUUUUUUUCUGGCUUAGCUCAAAGAGCAAAUGACAGUAAUACUCUUUUUAGAAUAAUUGUUACAAUCGCAUAGCAUUUGUAAGCACUUUAUAUUUUGCAGAAGUUAUUUCAAGUAAUUUAUUAGUUGUAACUCACAUGAAAAACCUGAGAGAGAUCAGUAUGAUGAUGUCCAUUGGAGGCUGAGGAAGGCAAACCACUGAAGGAUCCCAUCACUCAUGGAUUAUGUGGGAUGUGGGUUAUAAAGCUAAGGCCAGAAAUCAGGUUUCCUAAAUAUUGAUCCUAAAAGGGGGGAAAAAAAAAACCUCUCCCCAAAAUCAAUAAGCCCACACUUUAUUUUUAUUAAUUAAUUUUCAUCCUAAGACUUUUAAAAAAUAAAUGCAACAUUUUGCACUCAAAUGACUGGUAUUUUACCCCAAGUAAAAGCCUAUAGGAUACCCAUUGAUGGAUGAAUCCUGAUAUUUCUUAUGGUGAGGGUAGGUAGAGGAAAUUUCCAUAGUUUGGAGAACAGAAUCCUCAUCCCGUUUCAAAAUAGGAACUAAAUUCCAAUUGGUAUAGAACAGCUACCAGAUCUUUUGAAUUUAAAUCACCCUUUCUCCUUUACCAACAUCAGUUCAUUUCAUGUAUAUGGGUGUAUGUAAAUAUUCCACACACACACUCUCACAGAUUCUAUUUACCCUUAACUUGGCAGGAAGCGGAGACAAGUUAAUAUAAUAAAUGGCAUCUCUUGAUCCAUCCCAACCAGGGUAGUCAUCGGAUUACUUCGAAAGUAGGGCAAUUAAAAUGUUAUCCUAUUUAAAGCAUGUCUAACAAUGGAGACAAGCCAUUGUUUGUGUUUUUCAUGUGCUAAGAGGUAGAGCAUUUAAAACAUAAACACUGACAUGCAGCCACUGGUAGAUGAACCAUCCAAUCUAUAUAGUCCCUGUGGGAUUGGCAUUUGGUAAUAAUGGGGGAGGGUCAGGUAAAGGAAUAAUGACACCAUCCUCUAUUUUAAAUGCUCGGAGAUGAACUGAACAAACCCUGUAGAAUCUUCCAAUUUAUUGGCCCAAUUUUCCUUCCUUAAAAAGGUAGGCAUUUAAAUUUAUGAUAGAAGAUUUAUGCUGGAAGAUCCUACCGUUAGAGCUAAAAAGAGGUUAAUGACCUAUAACUUUCCUAAAAUAUCUUAAUUCCUGUUGAACUGAUCACUUAAUAUGAAUGCAAUUCAGUGAAUUAGAAAGGAAAGCAUUUCAUAAAAGGUGACUGAAUUAUCUUUCAAUUUGAAAUGCAAUGAAAUUUCAUUUUAUAGCCCAUAAGUUCCCCACUUAACAUUUUCUCAUAAAGAAAUUGUCUAUUUUUUAAAGGCUAAAUUAAUUCAUAAUUUAGCGUGGCAUUCUCUGGAGAGAAGAAACAGCCUGGUAGAGUGGAUAGUAAGGUG